This is a messenger RNA of Camelus dromedarius (Arabian camel), 7942 nucleotides long. RefSeq names its product trans-golgi network vesicle protein 23 homolog A (gene TVP23A). Gene Ontology annotation, cellular component: Golgi membrane. The transcript has 9 exons. The record is from RefSeq and is a predicted model, not a curated record. Bases 4530 to 5147 code for a protein of 205 amino acids. NCBI's taxonomy places the organism in Eukaryota, Metazoa, Chordata, Mammalia, Artiodactyla, Camelidae. Gene Ontology annotation, biological process: protein secretion; vesicle-mediated transport.
UUGGGUGUGAGUUCCUUCCUCCUUUGUUCCUCGAACUGAGUUAACCUUGAAAAGGAAAUAGAGGGAGGGCUCUUGGUUGGCAACGAGCACACGAUUCACCUGGGGUCUCGUUAAAGUAGAGAUCCAGGUUCAGGAGGUCUGGGUCGGGGGCCACCGAUCCCGCAUUUCUGAGAAGCGCCAGGCAUGUGGAGAAGUGGCCGAGGGGCGGGCAGAGGUGGAUUUAGCUGCCUCCCCCUCACACUUUGGGCUCGCCUUCCUCCCACAUCUUCAGGAGCAGAAGAGCCACCUGACUCGAAGUGGAUGUUGGGGCUGAAGAAAUAAAUAGCAGCACCCUACUUGCUUUUAACAGUGGGGGGAAACACGUAAUGGAAGAUCCAAAAUGAUCGUCACUGGCCAAGGCUGCUUCUCACUUUCUUCCGUUCUCAAAAAUCCUGACCGUGAAUGAGUCAGAUGAUAAGUACAGUGAUAUUAACCACAGCCACCUGAGGCCCCCUCUGGUCUGGCAUCGUUGGUAUUUUUUCCUCCCAGAAGCCUGGGGCAUCUGAAGUAAAUAUUACUCUCCCAUUUUAAAGAUGAGCAAACUGAGGCUCUGAGAGGUUUACUACGUGGUCCAGGGCCAUGUACCCAGCAAGGAUGGAGCAUGAAUGUGGAUCAGGGCUCUCUGGCUUUCACUGCACCCACAGUCCAGGAGGGGGCUGGGAUGAGCAUUUGUACUCCAUAGAGAGGGGUGCUCCCCCCUUUUUUUUGGGCAGAGGGACUGGUAAGCCUAGAUGAAAGGACCUGCAUUCUGGAAUUUUCCUCAUGCACCCAGCUGUAAUGACGAAUUACUCAAUUGGGGAUUUUUAAGUCUGAUUUUUUUUUUUAUCACACGUGGCCCCCAGAAUAUUAAUUGAUGAGCUUGGUUUAUUCUGAAAGGCAUGUUGCCUCAAUGCAAAGUUGAGGCUGCCUCUGCUGAUUUCUUUAUUUUUCUAACUUUUUCAUUCAAAUUUACAUAAAAGCACAGAGAAUAAUGACCCUGGUAUUCCCACUGCCUGGGUUCACUCAUGCUCAACACAUGACCAUUUCGUCUUCACCCCACCUCCACUCCCCGCCCCCGGAUUAUUUUGAAGCAAAUUCUAGACAUCCUCUCAGAUGCUAUUUUAGUAGCAAAGUAAACCAAGGAGAAAAGAUACUGUCUUUCCUCUACCAAGGUGAAAAGCAGCUUUCCAGAGGGUCUGUAGGAUGACUAGAGAAUUUAAAAUAGGAUGUUGGAUGAGGAACUCAGUUUUCAAAGUAAUAUAAACAAACAAAAGGCAACUUUUAAAGAUACUGUUAGAUCACUGCUGAAUUUAGGAUUAAAUCAGCCUUUUCCCCCCCAAAUCAAAUGUGCUCCAGAAGUUCGUGGGGAAGGGGAUGUGUGUGCCUUGGGACGCUGUCCUCCCUACCCUGAUCUGACUCUGCUGUCUAGACAGAGCACCACCCCCAACCUGUGUCCAUUUUUUAGAGCAGUUUUAGGUUUACAGAAAAAUUGGGCAAAAGUACAGAGUUCCCAUGAUCCCCCUCCCCCCCAAAGUUCCCCCUAUAUUAACGCCUUGGAUUAGUAUCAUACAUUUAUGAACUAACACGUUAUUUUUUUUUUCCAUCAGGUUUCACUCUUGGUGUUGUACGUUCUACAGGCUUUGACAAAUGUAUGAUGUCAUAUGUCCACCGUGACAGUGUCAUACAGACUAGUGUCACUGCCCUAGAAAUCCCCUGGACUCCAGCUAUUCACCCUCCCUCUCCUCUAACCUUUCAACCACUGAUCUUUUUACUGUCUCCAUAGUUGAGUCUUUUCCAGAAUGUCGUAUUGUUUGACUCCUACAGUAGAUAUUCAGACUGGCUUCUCUCUCUGCGCAAUAUGCGUUUAAGUUUCCUCCAUGUCCUUUCCUGGCUUGGUAGCUCACUGCUUGCUAGUGCUGAAUACUACUCCACUGUGUGGGUGUGUGGUGGUUUAUCCACUGACCUAUUUAAGGACAUCUUAGUUGCUUCCAAUUUGGGGCAAUUAUGAAUAUAGGUGCUAUAAACAUGUGUGUGUGUGUGUGUGUGUGCGCGCAGACGUAAGUUUUCAGCUCACGUGAGCAAGUACUGAGUGCAACGGCUGGGCUGUAUCUCAUGUAGAAUUUUUAGGGUGACUUGCCAAGAUUUUUCUUUGGUCAAUGGCUUCAAUCAGAAUGUUUAAAUUGAGGUGUAGUGCACAUAAAGUUAGGUGCACGGAUCCUAAAUGUACAGUUUGAUGAAUUUUUAAUAUGUGUGCACACAAGGGAUCAAGAUACAGAGCAUCUCCAGCAGCCAGCAGGCCCCCUGUGUGCCUUCCCAGUCGCUGCCCCCUCUACCAUCCCAGAGAGAACACUGCUCUGACUUCCAGCACAACCCAUUCUGGCAGUCAGGCAGCUCCCAGCCUGCAGCUUUGGAAAGGAAAUUUUUUUUGAAGGGGAGAGGCCAUUAGUGGCAGUUUGCUUCAUUUUGGUUUGUUUUGAACAGAGCCUAAAUUCAUCACCAAAUUCUUCCUGCCGGUCAGGAGCAGGGAUUGGCACAAAUUCUGGGUGAAUAUUUUCGGCUGUGCUGGCCAGUGCAUGAGUGAAUUCCAAUAAGACUUUAUUUAGAGAAACAGGAAGUGGGCCAGAUUUGGCCCUUGGGCCAGAGUUUGUGAUUCCAGGAUAGAGCAGUGCUUGUCCUUGGUGAAGUUCACGUCCAGGCCCCACUCUAGAUCUGAACCUGCGUGCUCUGGGACUGGGGAAACCCUGUGCUCCUUUCAAGGCCUCCUCAGGUAACUGUGAAGCACAGGCCAGGUUGAGAACCUACUGGGUUUCCCUUCAAGGGGGAGACAACAUGUGUCCUCGGCCCAGAAACUGUGAAAAUAGAUUUACACUUUAACAAGAGCCCAGCAAGCCCCUCCCUACCUUAACACUGAAUUAGGUAAUCUCAUCUCCCCUUUCACUGUCUGUCAUUCUCCCCUCCUCCUCUUGAGGUAACAGGCUUCUGCCUUUCCGGGUUGGGGGAGCGUGAUGGAUACUGACCGGCAAACACUCCCCACGAAGGCUGAGGGUAAGGAAGCUUCCUCGGUGAAAGCAGAGGGGCUGGGGGAAUAGGGCAGAUCAGGAGUCUUGGGGGAUCCCUGCUCAGAUGAAAAAGUCAGCCCCUGGGGAGUGAGAGAGAGUAAGCUGUGGUCAGAGGGGGAAUUUUACCAUUUGGCUCCUUGGAGGUGGAACAGUUUCGAGUGACUGUGAAGCUGAGAUAACAGUUGUUCAGUUACUGAGUGUGGUCUGUGUUUCAGGCACUUUCUACGCGCCACCUUCACUUGAUCUUUUUUCACUGAGUACCCUAGGCAGUGGCCAUGGUUGCCAUUCCCAUUUUACAGAAGUGGAGACUGAGGUGAUGAGCGGUUAUAUAGCUUAGGGAUGGCCAUGGAGAUGGAGCUACUCAGAGGCUGAAGCCAGGAUCUGGACCCUGGCAGUCAGGCACCUCUGUACCAUUUGCCUCUCAAGGGGGCGACCAGGUAGGUGCCAGUGAGGGUGAGUUGGAAGCCAGUGGCAUUGAGAUAUGGAGGGGACUUUGGUGCAUCUGUGCUCUGUGGCUAUGGAAGUGGCAGGAGAGAAGGCUGGGGGCACAGGGGACCCCAUGGUAGGGAAGGGUAGGCAGGCUCAAGCCACAGCCUUCAAAACCCCCAAAACUAGAAAGCCGAUCUGAGACCACAUUCGUGUUCGCCGGGGGCACGGGCCAGGCAAACUCCAGAGGUAGACUGAGUCAGGCUUUGGAGGGUUGCCCAGAGAGCAGCCUGCAUAAAACAGGAUGAAAGCAGGAUCUGAAAGUACAACGAGCAUCCUUUUCUGCUUGCUUUUGGCUUGGUUUGAACAACAGCAGCAACAACUGUAAUACCUUCCACUCAAGGAAACAGUCAGGUACCCAGGACCCAACUAAACAGAACUUUCCAACAACUGGAAUUUUUUCUGCAUUUUCUGUCAGGAAACCACAGUCUAAAAAAGAAAAACAGUGGGUGGGCAGGGGAUUUAUUCGAACGCAUACCUUCCAGGUAUCACCCUGGGUCAGUGUACUCUUGGGUCCGUCCUACACCUCUUCAGUCUAUGCUGUCCUACAGCGAGGACAGGUGUUCCCAGUGGGCCUGCGCGGGCUGGUCUACACGGCCCGAUACAAGGGACGUUUGCCGAGAACUGGGAUGCCAGGCGCUCCCGGGGAUACAAAAUUAUCUCAAACGUGGUCUCUGCUGUUGAGGGAUGUUCAGCCACUAGAAGAGGACUCGUUUAUUUUCAGGGUGAAGAGGGAAAGAUUGUGUUAAGAUAGUUGAAAGCUCCUCGGUAAGGUUUAAGGCGGAAAGGGUGUUAAGAGACUCCCAAGAGUCUUAUCUCCUGUAACAUUCCAGGUUUGCGACUUCUGUGUGAUCAUGUAGUUCUUAAAUGCCAGGUACGGCUGCCAGGAGAACUCAGCAUCCGCGAGGCGCAGGAGCACGCGCCCCCCAGUGACGUGAGGCUUCUGCACCCGUGGGCUGCACGUGGAUGUUCAGUGACUGGCGGAAUAACCCAACCUUUCCCUUUGGGGAACUGGUCGCUGUCCCUGCCAGGCACCCGUUGGCCACUUUCUUCCACCUGUUUUUCCGGGUGAGCGCCAUCGUCACCUACGUGUGCUGUGACUGGUUCAGCAGAAGCUUUGUGGGCUGUUUUGUCACCGUGCUUCUCCUCCUGUCCUUCGACUUCUGGUCAGUGAAGAAUGUAACCGGACGACUCAUGGUGGGCCUUCGCUGGUGGAACCAGAUAGAUGAAGAUGGGAAAAGCCACUGGAUUUUUGAAGCCAGAAAGGUCUCUCCAAAUAACACGGCUGCCACGGAAGCGGAAGCAAGGGUCUUCUGGCUCGGCCUCAUUAUCUGCCCGAUGAUCUGGAUCGUGUUCUUCUUUAGCUCCUUAUUUUCCUUGAAGCUCAAGUGGCUGGCCCUCGUGAUAGCUGGGAUCUCUCUCCAAGCCGCGAACCUGUACGGCUACGUCCUGUGUAAGCUGGGAGGCGAGAGUGACAUCAGCAAGGUCACAGCCAGUUUCCUGUCCCAGACGGUGUUCCAGACGGCCAGCCCAGGCGACCUUCAGAAGCCUGGCCUCGAGGGCCUGGAGAUUCACAAGCAUUAGGUAAGAGGUGGGAUGGAGGUGGCAGUCUGACGGUGCAGGGCUCGGGGGCUUUGGAAGUGCAGCUCCCCCUAGGCUCAACUGUGCCUGUGGUGUGGGUGGGCUCCCCCCAGGGCCCCGCAUGGCUGGGCGAGUAGCCCGGGGAACCAGCCUGUGCACCGGGCCUUCCCGGGCUGUGCAGCCUGGAGGUUCUUCAGAGGGAUCCCAACUUCCUUGCCUUGAACACGUGCAGGUUCUACCCUGUGCAGACUUGGGGGAGGUGUGGGGGGCCGCUAAGAGGCUGGGAGGGAAAGAACAAGGGGAUUUGCCUGCCCUUCCAAUUCCGUGCCCAGGACAAGGUGGGAAACAGGAUUUAUUCUUCCCUCAGCUGGUCUCGGUUCCUGUCUCCCAAACACAGAGUGAGCGUCUCAUGGCAACGAGAAUCGUCCCAGAGUCUGCGUCUCCCUCCUUUCCAUUUAAAGAACCCUGUAAACUGUCUCGUCCAACACUGGGAAUGACUGGAUACAGUGGACACACAUUCAGAUAGAGGGUGUCAACGCAGACCCCCAGGUCUGCUCACAGGGGAUAUUUCCGAGCACAGCCCCAGCGCGUCGUGUGUGCUGAGCUCAGAACAAGCCCCAGCGUGAGGCUCCAGCACCGCCUUUACUUCUCCUCCAUCUGAGAACACGGUUUGCACUACCCUGACUGUAUGUAUCUGCAGCGAAGCCACGCAUUCAUCCUUUCGGUUCUUUUUAAGGCUGAUUUUCCGAGGCAGUGAAGGCUUCAGUGAGAGGUUCUGUAAUCAGGCUACAAAAGUCCUGGAUUCCUGGAAGACAGGACGCAGGCACAGAAGCACGGACGGCUCAUCAGCCUCUCAGGAGGCCCUGCCCUGGGCUGGCGAGGCAGCAUCUGGGUGGGGCAGGGCCCCCAGAGGGCUUAAUCCCCCAAGAAGCCCUGUUUCAGCUGAUGCCCUGAACCUUCGAAAGUGAGCGGGGUACUGCCGGCUGCCCACCGUGGUCAUCAUCACACGUGGGAGGCCUCAGGCCAGCACGUCCUGCAGAUAGGGACUCCCAGAGAUGGUGUCAUUUCCCCUCCGCACCGUCUCACUGGGCCAGCUCUACUGAGGUCUCCUUCCCAUACCGCAGUCUUCACUUGCACCGUGCUUUCUGAACUGUGCUACAGUUCACGACGCUGACGUACUGGAAGAUUUCUCACAGGCUCCUGGCUUCCAGGGCUGAGGGGGUCGUCCCAGACCCCACUGCCCCCACCGUCCCCAGCCGAGGCUGCAUGGCAGUGCCCAUUUACGAUCCUGAGUGGGAUCGCCUCAUACCCAACCCACUGCUCACUCAUGUCACUCCCUGGCCCUGUGGCCAUCUGGAUUCACGGACUGACCUGAACACUUACUCUGAAUUAUACUUCUGUAGGCUAAAGCGGCUGGUGAAUCCGGUGCUUCAACGAAAAAAGACUGUCCUUUGUCGCAACUUUUACCUUAAAGAAAUGAAAGAAAGUUAAAUCCAUGAAGGAAGCACCAUGGAGACAUGAACUUGGGGCUCUUGCUGUGCCUGGGGCGCUAUGACCUUUGUGAGCCCACCUCACUUGGCGUCUCCAGGACCUGGCCGGCCUCCCUCCACCCAGCAAGGACCCUGGCUCGCAUCUCCUUGCGGCUCUGGCCACUGCUCUCCAGUGGUGUCCCUGUGAGUCACCUGGAAUAUGCAGCACAUGCAAGCUCCAGGCCCCCUGAAGGAUGGACUGGGCAGCUCCCGGGUGGGCCCAGGAGCCUGCAGGUGAAAGAUCAACCCAUUCCUUGGGUAAAAAGAUAAUGACUGCACACGGUAACAGAGCAUGGGAUGUAAAGGUCACACGUGAAAAGUGAGUUCAGAAGAGGCUACCAGUGUUUCAGGUGUCUUUCUAGAAACAGUAUAUGCAUGUAAGUGUGGCACAUAUACACAUUACACACUCACGCACUUAAAGCAACGAAUGGGUGUGUACGGUGCACACGUUCAGCCCAUUGCCGCCUCCGUGUGUAACUAUCUGGAAGGUCGUUCCACAGUGGCAUCAAUCUUGGCUAGUCUGUCUCAAGCCUGUCCACUCCAGUGCCUCUGGACUUGCAGGUUGUCUCUAGGACUGCAUGUCAUCACAGCGCCCAGGGGAGCGUGAGACAGGGGCCUCGGGCAGGCGGUGUGCUCCCCUCCUCCUUCUGAUCCUGUUCCCUGGAUGCUGAGCUUGGCCGGAGAAGCAGGGUCAGUGGUUCCACAACCCAUGGCUACUCCCCAGGCUCCAGGUGGACCCUGGCCAGGCCAACUGUGAGCUGUGGUUUUCUCAGCUCCCCAGCAUGUCGCCCGGUGGGACAGGGACACCUGAGAGGGGGAUGGCAGAGGAGGGGGUCCCCAUGGCCCAGGUGAGGUGGGAAGCCCCAUGAAAAAGACAGCAGCACCCCCCAGGCAGGGCCACUACCCUCCUGCCAGCACAUUUGGUUCCCUGGCCCAGCAUUAUUUCGCUUUUUAAAUUCCAAAACGGCUUACUUCUAGGAAAGAGGAACUUACCCCUAAGAGUCUAUUGGUUCCCUGAGCUAACUUCUGAUUGGUCCAUUUGUAGUGCUUCAUUUGCAUGGAGCUCACUCCUGAUUGGUCCGUUUCUACAAAGCUUCUUCCUAAUUAGUCACCUUUGUUAUACCUUAUUUGCAUAUGAUGUUACAAAGUGUGGCAAAGUCUAAACUGGUAGCCUAUAAAAGCCUGUGUAAACCUACAAACGGGGUCCAGAGCUUGGAGUGUUAACUCCUCUGGGCCCGCUGGCGUAAUAAACCCGAGUUCUCCAACUGA